AGUAUCUAAGUAUUUGUUAUUCCCUUUAAUAGGAAUAAAUUCUAAUUUAAGUGUAAAUUAAAUUGGUAUUUCAUUAUUUCUAAACGUAUAGUAACUAUUAAUCAUAAAUCAAUAUUAAUUGAUACAUUACUUAAUUAAAUUAUUUUAAUUCUGAGAUAUAUUUUCAAAAAUGCAGUUCAUCAUAUUAAUAAUUCCACUAUUGAUGUUAUUAGUUAAUGGAUGCAAUGCGGAUUAUACAACGAAUGAAUGUUCAUUACUUGGUUUCAACAAAGCUAAUCUUUUGUGUUCAUCUUGUGAUCAACUUAAUAAGUUUAAAUUAUCAUCCUUAAGAGAUCACUGUUUAAAUUGUUGUCAAAUGGAUCAAGAAAAAUCAAUUAAAAUAUAUGCAAAAGCCAGAUUGGAAGUCUGUACAUGUAAAUUUGGUGCUUAUCCUCAGAUACAAGCAUUUAUAAAAAGUGAUCGUCCUAAAAAAUAUCCAAAUUUAACUAUUAGAUAUGUGCGUGGAUUGGAUCCAUUAAUUAAACUCAUGGAUAGUAAUGGAAAUGUAGAAGAGGUUUUAGCAAUUGAGCGGUGGGACACAGAUACAGUGGAUGAAUUCUUAAGUACUCAUUUAGAACAUAUUGAAGAUGAUUAUCGAUCAAAUUUAGUAUAAAAAUACAUACAUUCCUUACUUUUUUUUUUUUUUUUCAGAAAAAUAAUUUAUUUUAUUUAUGCCUUGUAUGAUAAAUUUAUUAUUUGUGUCUGAGUGUUAUUACUCAUAAUAUAUAUUUUAUUUUGUGUAAUGUGUUGUUGCACAAUGUACAAGAUAUCCUUAUUUUUUAAGAAAUAUGUGAAACUAAUAUAAUGUGGUUUUGUCUGUA
Sipha flava (yellow sugarcane aphid) is the source of this 860-nucleotide messenger RNA. RefSeq names its product selenoprotein F. Gene Ontology annotation, cellular component: endoplasmic reticulum lumen. Lineage: Eukaryota; Metazoa; Arthropoda; Insecta; Hemiptera; Aphididae. The transcript is spliced from 5 exons. Bases 170 to 652 code for a protein of 160 amino acids. The record is from RefSeq and is a predicted model, not a curated record. Gene Ontology annotation, molecular function: oxidoreductase activity.